Molecule: messenger RNA, 867 nt
Organism: Nematostella vectensis (starlet sea anemone)
Lineage: Eukaryota; Metazoa; Cnidaria; Anthozoa; Actiniaria; Edwardsiidae
Exons: 1
Coding region: 1-867 (288 amino acids)
Source: RefSeq, a predicted model, not a curated record
AUGUGCGUGUUCAGGCGCUUGGCCCAGUCGGCUUAUGCCGCACCCUCCAUGGCUGCAACUCAUUCUAUCUACGAUGUGCGUGUUCAGGCGCUUGGCCAGUCGGAUGAUGCUGCACCCUCCAUGGCUGAACUCAUUCUAUCUACGAUGUGCGUGUUCAGGCGCUUGGUCCAGUCGGCUUAUGCUGCACCCUCCAUGGCUGCAACUCAUUCUAUCUAUGAUGUGUGCGUUCAGGCGCUUGGCCAUUCGGAUGAUGCUGCAUCCUCCAUGGCUGAACUCAUUCUAUCUAUGAUGUGCAUGUUCAAGUGCUUGGUCCAGUCGGCUUAUGCUGCACCCUCCAUGGCUGCAACUCAUUCUAUCUAUGAUGUGUGCGUUCAGGCGCAUGGCCAGUCGGCUUAUGCUGCACCCUCCAUGGCUGCAACUCAUUCUAUCUUUGAUGUGCCUGUUCAGGCGAUUGGCCCAGUCGUCUUAUGCCGCACCCUCCAUGGCUGGACUCAUUCUAUCUAUGAUGUGCGUGUUCAGGUGCUUGGCCAGUCGGAUGAUGUUGCACCCUCCAUGGCUGCUACUCAUUCUAUCUAUGAUGUGCGUGUUCAGCCGCUUGGCCAGUCUGCUUAUGCCGCACCCUCCAUGGCUGCUACUCAUUCUAUCUAUGAUGUGCGUGUUCAGCCGCUUGGCCAGUCUGCUUAUGCCGCACCCUCCAUGGCUGCGACUCAUUCUAUCUUUGAUGUGCGUGUCCAGGCGCUUGGCCAGUCGGCUUAUACUGCACCCUCCAUGGCUGCUACUCAUUCUGUCUACGAUGUGCGUGUGUUCAGGCGCUUGGCCCAGUCGGCUUAUGCCGCACCCUCCAUGGCUGCUACUCAUUCUAUCUAA